Messenger RNA from Punica granatum (pomegranate), 2636 nucleotides. The record is from RefSeq and is a predicted model, not a curated record. Lineage: Eukaryota; Viridiplantae; Streptophyta; Magnoliopsida; Myrtales; Lythraceae.
CCCCCCCCCCCCCCCCUCUCUCUCUCUCUCUCUCUCUCGCAGCCCACUUCAGUGCUACUGUGGCUCUGUUUCCUCUCCCUUUGAUUAAAAGGGAAACAGGGGCAUUUGUCGGCACAAUUAGUGAGAGCAGAGCAACCCCCUCCUUCUCUGUCACUGCUUAGACUACCUUAUCUGAAGAACUCAUGAGACAGAAGAAGCUCCAUUGAAGGGAGAGCAGGACCUGUAUAUGGUUUGAGAGAGAAAGGGGUAGAGAGAGAGAGAGAUCUGAACUGGGUCUGAGCUCAUUUCCAUCUAAAUGAGCCGCCCAAUCCAAUAAAGCCGACCCUUCUACAAUCCACAUUUUGGGGAUCCCCGUUCCCCUGUUACCUUCUUCUUGUUCUUCCGGUUCCUCUGGUCUGCUGUGUUUGUUUUAAGGAGGGAGGGAGACUAGAUAGAAGGGGGAGCGGGCGAAAAUGGCAGAAGUCUCGCCCAAGGCAUUGAUACCGGAUUCGUUCAUGGUGAGCAGAGAGGACAUAGCGGGGCAGAUUGGGAUGAUGUGGGAGCUCAUAAAGACCCCAUUGAUAGUCCCCCUGCUUAAUCUCGCGGUCUACAUUUGCCUGGCAAUGGUGCUCAUGCUCUUCAUCGAGCGUCUCUACAUGGGGGUCGUCAUAAUCCUCGUGAAGCUCUUCUGGAAGAAGCCGGAGGACCGCUACAACUGGAACCCUAUCGAGGAGGAUUUGGAGUCCGGCAGCGCAGCCUACCCUGUGGUCCUCGUCCAAAUCCCGAUGUUCAACGAGAGAGAGGUGUACAAGAUCUCCAUUGGAGCAGCUUGUGGUCUCUCAUGGCCGUCAGAUCGUCUCGUGAUCCAAGUCCUCGACGAUUCCACCGACCCCGUCAUUAAGCAAAUGGUGGAGCUGGAGUGCCAGAGGUGGGCUGCGAAGGGAAUCAACAUCGUGUACCAAAUCAGGGAGACCAGGGGAGGCUACAAGGCGGGUGCUCUCAAGGAAGGGCUGAAGCGGAGCUACGUCAAGCACUGCGAGUUCGUCGCCAUCUUCGACGCCGACUUCAGGCCGGAACCCGACUUCCUCAGACGGGCCAUCCCCUUCUUCAGCAGCAACCCCGACCUCGCCCUCGUUCAGGCCCGCUGGAGAUUCGUGAAUGCCGAUGAGUGCUUGUUGACGAGGAUGCAAGAGAUGUCGUUGGACUAUCAUUUCACAGUGGAGCAGGAGGUUGGGUCAGCUACUCAUGCCUUCUUCGGCUUCAAUGGGACUGCUGGAGUAUGGAGGAUAGCAGCUAUUAAUGAGGCUGGUGGCUGGAAGGACCGAACCACCGUGGAGGACAUGGACCUUGCCGUUAGAGCCAGUCUCCGCGGUUGGAAAUUCGUUUACCUCGGCGACCUUCAGGUGAAGAGUGAACUCCCGAGUACCUUCAAGGCCUUCCGGUUUCAGCAGCAUCGCUGGUCCUGUGGCCCUGCUAAUCUCUUCCGGAAGAUGGUGAUGGAGAUUGCAAGAAACAAGAAAGUCAAGUUCUGGAAGAAAGUGUACGUUAUCUACAGUUUCUUCUUUGUCCGGAAGAUCAUCGCCCACAUGGUCACCUUCUUCUUCUUCUGUGUCGUGCUUCCCCUGUCCAUUUUGAUCCCCGAAGUCGAAGUUCCGGUAUGGGGCACCAUUUACAUCCCUUGCAUCAUCACCACUUUGAAUUCAGUCGGAACUCCAAGGUCAAUUCACUUACUGUUUUACUGGAUCCUUUUCGAGAACGUGAUGUCGUUGCACCGGACAAAGGCAACCUUCAUCGGUCUACUAGAAGCUGGAAGAGCCAACGAAUGGGUCGUCACCGAGAAACUCGGGGAUGCCCUCAAGAACAAAUCAAACAACAAGACCUCAAUCAAAAGACCUCGAUUCAAAUUCGGGGACAGGAUCCAUCUUCUCGAGCUCGGAUUCGGAGUGUUCCUCUUCACUUGUGGGUGCUACGACUUUAUGUACGGGAAGCACCACUACUACGUCUACCUGUUCCUUCAGACGAUCACCUUCCUUAUCACGGGAUUCGGCUACAUCGGAACAAUCAUCCCGUAAAAUCGAACAGAGGAAGGCCUCCCCGAGUAAUAUAUGUGCAGCAAGUGCCGCAUAACACAUUUUUUUUUCCGCUUCGAGUGUGUUAAUUUAUUUGCAUUGUGUAUCUUUACAGGGAGAUUUAUAUUAAUAGGGUUAUGUAGGGGGAAAAAACAGCUCCAUUAAAUUAUUGAAAUUAUUCCAGAUCGUGCAAUCGAAAUAGAUCAUUCACCUUGCUUUCUUGUAAUGCGGAUAUACGAGAAAAAGACACAAACUGCUCUUUUGCUGCAAAUACACAGAGUCCUGAAGGGACUAAUGUAAUAGGAGGCACAACACGAACCUAGGAUCAGGGAAUAGAUAUAUUAUGUAUCUGUACGGGCUUCUCCUAUUUUCCAUUUUUUAAUUAGAUAGUAUUUUGAGGGCCUAAAGCUUGUUUUCUGGGGCUUUUUGUUGUCACUUUCACUCUUUUAUCUUUCCUUUUUGUCUUUUUUGGGUUGGGUUGAGGGCAAAGAAGCUGUAAUAAUAAGUAGUCAACCGUCAGUAGCAGUUAUAUAUAUAGUUGUAAUGAUUUCUAGUUGCUGUUUCUUAAUUUGCUAAAAUAAUGAAAAA